AUGCAAUACUCAAUGAUCACCCUCGGCGCGUUCGCCGUCACUGUCGUCGCACAGCAGCUCGCCGAACUUCCAUCCUGCGGACAAACAUGUAUCAGCAACAUGCUCGCUCUCUCGCCAUCUCUUGGAUGUGCUACACCAGACGCCGCAUGCCUCUGUGCCAACCCAAACUUCUCGUACGGUGUUCGUGACUGCUCCGUCGCUGCUUGCGGUAGCGCUGAAGCUGCCGCCCCCGUUCUCGCCUACGCUGCAAGCUACUGUGCCAAUGCUGGUUCAGCUUCAUCUGCUGGAACCACAACUGCAUCUCCAUCCGCAACCUCUGGAGCUGCCGGAGCUGCCUCAUCCGCCCUCGGAUCUGCUAUCUCAACCUCUGCCCUUGAAUCCAUCAUCUCUUCUGGAGGAUCUGCCAUCUCAACUGCUACUGUUGGUCAAUCGACCAUCUUUGCACCAGUUGGAUCUGCUGCCUCUAGUGCAACUGAAGCCGCCGGAAGUGCGAUCUCUACCAUCUCAUCUGAUGGUGCCGCAAUCUCAACUGUUCUUGCUGGCGCUGCUGGAUCUGCAAGUUCCGCCGCCGGAAGUGCGAUUUCUACCAUCUCCUCUGAUGGAGCUGCAGUCUCGACUGUUCUCGCUGGUGCUGCAGGAUCUGCCGGCUCGGCUGCAUCUGCUGCCGUCUCUACCAUCUCUUCAGACGGAGCUGCAGUUUCUACUGUCUUCUCAUCCGUUGCCGCCUCAGCCACCGAAGCCGCUGGCAGUGCGAUCUCCACAAUCUCUUCCAAUGGCGCUGCAGUCUCCACAGUCCUUGCUGGUGCUGGAUCUACCGUCGCAUCCGGCGCCAGCUCUGUUGCAUCCGAUGCUAGCUCUGUCCUCUCUGCAGCUUCUUCUGCUAUCUCCAGCGUUGCCUCAAGUGCCGCUUCCGGUCUCAGCAGUGUCGUCUCAAGAGCCAGCAGUGCCGGAUCUGCUGCCACUUCAACCACAUCUGCUGGAGGUGCUGCUCGUCAAACCGCAUUCGCUGGUGCCGCUGCCCUCGCCGGUAUCGCCGCUUUCGUCUUGUAA
Molecule: messenger RNA, 1050 nt
Organism: Glarea lozoyensis ATCC 20868
Lineage: Eukaryota; Fungi; Ascomycota; Leotiomycetes; Helotiales; Helotiaceae
Exons: 3
Coding region: 1-1050 (349 amino acids)
Source: RefSeq, a predicted model, not a curated record